This is a messenger RNA of Perognathus longimembris pacificus (Pacific pocket mouse), 2515 nucleotides long. It is a transcript of the gene Ppme1, whose product is annotated as protein phosphatase methylesterase 1. The record is from RefSeq and is a predicted model, not a curated record. Gene Ontology annotation, biological process: protein demethylation. Gene Ontology annotation, molecular function: protein methylesterase activity. Bases 188 to 1348 code for a protein of 386 amino acids. The transcript has 14 exons. NCBI's taxonomy places the organism in Eukaryota, Metazoa, Chordata, Mammalia, Rodentia, Heteromyidae.
GCCGAGGCGAGGGGUGGCGUUUGUGCGGCCGCCGGUGGGCGGUAGGCGUUGCUGCCAGUAAAACUGAGUGCUGUCCAAAGGCGGCCCGGCGUCGUCGUGAGGCGAGUGACCCGCGACCGGUGCUGCCGCGCUCAACCUGGGACGAGGCUCCGACAACUCGGUGGUGACGGGUUUGGUUUUCCCCUUCAUGUCGGCCCUGGAGAAGAGCAUGCACCUCGGCCACCUGCCCUCUCGCCCUCCUCUCCCUGGCAGCGGGGGCAGUCAGAGUGGAGCCAAGAUGCGAAUGGGCCCUGGAAGAAAGCGGGACUUUUCCCCUGUUUCAUGGAGUCAAUAUUUUGAAUCCAUGGAAGACGUGGAAGUAGACAAUGAAACUGGCAAGGAUACUUUUCGAAUUUACAAGAGUGGCUCCGAAGGUCCAGUCCUACUUUUAUUGCAUGGAGGAGGCCAUUCUGCCCUUUCCUGGGCUGUGUUCACAGCAGCAAUCAUUAGUAGAGUUCAAUGUAGGAUUGUGGCUUUGGAUCUGCGAGGCCAUGGUGAAACAAAAGUCAAGAAUUCUGAAGACUUAUCAGCAGAAACAAUGGCAAAAGAUGUUGGCAAUGUAGUUGAGGCCAUGUAUGGAGACCUCCCUCCUCCAAUUAUGUUGAUUGGACAUAGCAUGGGUGGUGCUAUUGCAGUCCACACAGCAUCAUCUAACCUGAUGCCAAGCCUCCUGGGUCUGUGUAUGAUCGAUGUUGUGGAAGGUACAGCUAUGGAUGCACUCAAUAGCAUGCAGAAUUUUUUACGUGGUCGUCCUAAAACCUUCAAGUCUCUGGAGAAUGCUAUUGAAUGGAGUGUGAAGAGUGGCCAGAUUCGAAAUCUAGAGUCUGCACGUGUCUCAAUGGUUGGCCAAGUCAAACAGUGUGAAGGAAUUACAAGUCCAGAAGGCUCAAAAUCUAUAGUAGAAGGGAUCAUAGAGGAAGAAGAAGAAGAAGAAGAAGGAAGUGAGUCAGUAAACAAGAGGAAAAAAGAAGAUGACAUGGAGACCAAGAAAGACCAUCCAUAUACCUGGAGAAUUGAACUGGCAAAAACAGAAAAAUACUGGGAUGGCUGGUUCCGAGGCUUAUCCAAUCUUUUUCUUAGUUGCCCUAUUCCUAAACUGCUGCUCUUGGCUGGUGUUGAUAGAUUGGAUAAAGAUCUGACCAUUGGACAGAUGCAAGGGAAGUUUCAGAUGCAGGUCCUACCCCAGUGUGGCCAUGCAGUCCAUGAGGAUGCCCCUGACAAGGUAGCUGAAGCUGUUGCCACUUUCCUGAUCCGGAACAGGUUUGCAGAGCCCAUCGGUGGAUUCCAGUGUGUGUUUCCUGGCUGUUAAUGACCUGUCCACUCCCCCUCUACAUUGAUCUCUGUUGUAAAUACAUCGCACCAGAGGCCACUGUGAUGCCGCUGUCUCCCCCUCACCUUCCCGCCCGGCCAGCGUGACACCGGCUCCCCGCAGACGGGCAUCCCCACAUGUACAAAUCCUUGUGUGUACUCCUGCCAACAGCAUUGCUUUCCAGGGCCUUUGUCUUCACAGUUCAGGGUCUCUAGCUCUUACUCCUUUCUUGUCAAAGAGUAACCCCUGCCUAUUCUCCCCACCUUGCCUAUGGUGAAGCCUCCAGAACUCCCACUCUGGGCCCCGAGUCCUGGUGUGAGGCAGAAAACCUGGGCCCAGAUGUCUCUCCCGGCUCAGGGACUGCCAUUCCUUGAAAUGGCUUUUGGCAUGGUCCUGCCCUGCCUUAGGCGAUAGGUAGUGUAUGCGGUAGUCCUUAUUUCAGUCAUUCAAAUAAACACUGGUCGGGUACCUUUUUAUCCCAGUCUUAGUUUUCCAUGUUGAGAAGACCCAAAGAGGCCAGGAUCCCAGCCUUAGGUACCAGGAGGGGUGGUGGAUAGCCAGCACCACAGGAAACCAGCCUGAGCACCAGGUCCAGCCAGUCCAAGCACAUGGCCUCCCAUCUGGGUGAGCCACUGUCCUCCCACACGUGGGCGCCUGUCCUGGGCUGAGGCCAGGCUGCUCCACGGCCCUCUGGAGCCCUCGUCUGCCACAAAGCAAUCCAGGUCAAUACAGCCCAUGCACAAACCCACUGGCUAAUGCCUGUGGAAUUGUUUUUAAUAAUCUAACCAUUUCCAUAGCUGGUUCCUGGAGGUGUACCUGCUUGCCUCUUCUAGAGCCGCAGCUUCUCAUUGCCAUUUGUGGUUUCCCUGUCACUCUCCAUGAAUGCAUUGCCAGCCGGCCUCCCCAUCCUUCCCCUCUCCAGCUGCCCCCUCACAGCUCUGCAGCCUCCCCUUGUGGCCCCGGCACGCCAUUUCCAAGGGCAAGGAGGGGCAGUCUCCUGAAGCCCAUCUUUCUGUGACUGUCUUAGGUGAUAAUGUAGCCCCUCCACCUUCACCUAACAACUUCUAUCCCUGUCCUGCUGCAUGGUCCAGAGUCUGGGACCUACUUUGUUUCUUUGUUAUUUAUGAUCUUGUUUAAAGAAAAUAAAUAUCUCCCAACCUUUAUUCA